Marmota monax (woodchuck) is the source of this 4982-nucleotide messenger RNA. It is a transcript of the gene Tmem26, whose product is annotated as transmembrane protein 26. Lineage: Eukaryota; Metazoa; Chordata; Mammalia; Rodentia; Sciuridae. Bases 407 to 1525 code for a protein of 372 amino acids. The record is from RefSeq and is a predicted model, not a curated record. The transcript is spliced from 6 exons.
CCUCAGAGUGGGGGAAAUUCUUGUGGACCCCACGGAGGCCUGGGGGUGGGGAUAGAGCAGGGUGAUGGUGAUGGAGAUUUGCCCCAGGAUUGGGAGGGGGAUGAGUGGAGCUGCAAAAUAACGCCCAGGAGCCUGAGCGGCGCAGCCCCGCACUCUGCAAAACCCAGCAGUCUGGAAAAGCUGGGUUUGGAUUCUCCCCUCUUUGAAGAGUUCUCAGGAAGUUUGGGGGGAGGGGCGAGUCACGCUCUCCUAUCCUACCGGCAUUGGUCGCGGGAGGGUGAGGAGGGAAGACAGCAGCAUCAGGUCUCAGUGCUGUCAAGUUCCUACCCAUCAGCGGGCUCUGGGCGCUUCUAGCAGGGUCCGCAGGGUUCAGGCGAGGUGCCUCUGGCCAAGCGCAAGGGCAGGCAUGGAGGGACUGGUCCUCCUCAACGACCUCGUCACCAGGCUGCUGUUUGUGCUGCACUCCCUGGUCGGGGUCUGGCGAGUGACGAAGGUGAAGGGAGAUCCAUGGUACUGGCUGCUGGCGCUGCUCAACCUCUUGCUCUUCCUGGAGACUGUGCUUACCGUCAAGUUCAAGCGUGGCAGAGGAUACAAUUGGUUUUCACCAGCUAUAUUUUUAUAUCUGAUUAACAUCGUUCCAUCAUUGUGGCUCCUUGAAAUGCAUCAUGGGACCCAGGUACUUCCUUUUGGAAAUUGGAAUAUCCAGAGGCAAACUGCUUUCACAUAUUGUGAUGUUCAAUCUGAAGGACUGUCACAGAACAUCAGUAGAAGAGAAGACACUGAUCCCACCCUGAUGUCUAAGGAGAAAGUCAAUGGAGUGAAUAUCAUUGAGACGGCCAAAGUUUUUGUACAUAACUUAUCUGCAGUAUGUGAGACGACUUGGACUUUGGGACUUCAUCAGACAUUCCUGUUACUGCUAAUAAUUGGAAGAUGGCUUCUACCUAUUGGAGGUACCAUCACUCGAGACCAGCUCUCAGAACUUCUCCUUAUGUUUGUGGGAACAGCUGCUGACAUACUGGAAUUUACCAGUGAGACUCUGGGAUUAAAUAAUGUGAGGAAUAACCCUAAGCUAGUCUGUAUCAUCCUUGCUUUAUGGACAUGGAGUAUGUUGCAGUUUCCACUGGACCUGGCAGUACAUCACAUCGAGUGCCCCUUGGCUGUGACAAGGCGGGGAUACAUCAAGCAGUUCUUCUGCCAGUGCAGUUCCUCUUUGUGGAACAUCGGAAUCAGCGUCUUCAUACAAGAUGGCCCAUUCCUUGUUGUGAGGCUCAUACUGAUAACCUAUUUUAAAGUGAUAAAUCAAAUGCUGGUGUUCUUCGCGGUGAAGAAUUUCCUCGUGGUGGUGUUGCACCUCUACCGCCUGGUGGUGUUGGCUUUGGGAUUCCGUGCUUCCCUGAGGCACCCGUCAGAGGCCACCAAUGCAGAGCACAGAUACCUGGCUCAACCCUCUGGGUCAAAGGAGGGACUGUCCAUUCCUUUGCGGGCCUCCCCAGUCACCUCGGAGGACUCCCAUCUGACACCAUAGUUAUUUCUUCUCAGCAGCAUGCAGCUACAAAUUUUGACUUUUGGAUUUUUCUUACAGCCGUGGUGUACUCCUUCUUCUUUUCCCCCAAUCUUUGCAUAUGGUAAUUUUCAAAGAAACAACAUGAAAAAGUGAUCUUAAGUCAAAGCAGAAGAAUUUUCUCUUUUUUUUUUUUUGACGAAAUGGAAGGAACAUUUGAUUAGUGGCUAUGGCUACAACCUCCUUGUGAUGGUAUCAGAUGUGAUAGUUGUUCAAUAGCUAAGUGAUUUGUUUGUGUUGAACUGUUUCAAAAGCUAUGGACAGGGUUGCCGUGACAUGCCCUGGAAAGAUUUAGUGCAGACAAACUGUCGCAGCUGUUACCUGAAAAUAUAGAAGCUUUGAACUUUGGCUGCAUUGUCAGACUAUCUCGUCUAAUCUUUUCUGCAAUGUCCCUCUGACAUCAAAAAAUGUACAUUCAGUGAAUGCAGAACAAAUGAGGGAAAAGUGCCUUUAAAAUUACCUCAUUGUGAGCUGGAAGCAGAGAAAAUCUCUGCCCAGCUUCCAUAUCAUACAGAGCCGUAUUCAUCGCUACACAGGCCUUCCCACGAAAAUCAUUUUUCUGGGCUGAUGUGGUAUUCUGUCAUGGCACAUAUGGUCUUACAGAAAUUUUAUUGCUUUUGGCUUGGGUACUACAAAAUUCACAGCAAGCCAUUUCGGUUACGUAUCUACUGGUUGCAAAGCAGGAAAUACUGGUAAAAUGCUAGAAUAGUCACAAUUUCCACUCUGAAUACGAUUUGCAGUAUUCAUCAGUGUUUUUCUGAACCCACUUUACUGUUUUCUGUAUUGCCAAGUCGCAUCAUGUGAGCUGAACCAGGACAGCUCAGGAGCCAUGAAUAAAGGUGUUUUGGGUCCUUAAAUGUUACCAUGGUUUCUGGUGUCUGUCAGCAGCAGCAAACAUAGCUGCAGCUCCUUGAACGGCCACCACUGAAACUGACUUGGGCUUUGGUCUCCAGAAUGUGGGGAUGGAGGGUUGCAUCAGCCCCAUCCACUGCCCUUGAUGGAUGCUGGCGUCAGUAGCAACUUACCAUCGCAUCCUGGGAAUCAGGAAAUGCGGUUCAUUUGCUCACACUGGGACUUCCUUUUUCCACUAUUGAAAUAGCCAUUCUUUCCCUUUAUACAUCUCUGGACUCUGUAUGAUCCUUUUAAGGGUAUGCCCUUAAUUGGGUGUGACCUAUUGACAACUGUUUGGGACAAUUUUAUGUACAAAUCUGGAUGUGACAUGAUAUCCAUUUAAAUAAUUAGAUAAAAAAGUUUUAAAGACAUAUUCUGGUUUUAUGCAGAGCAAUGUAUAUUUUCCAAUAAAUUCUAUUUCUUUUCUUCCUCGUGCUUCUAUUUUUAACAUGAUUGUAAAAUUACAGAUGAAUUGAACAGAAUACAUUUAUAAUUUUGCACAAUAAUUUUAUACAAGAUCAGGAAAUUAUAUUUAUAUGAAAUACAGAACUUGACAACUUUUAAGGGCAUGUUAUUUAAAUUGCUUAGCAAUGGAAAGCAAAAUAAUAACUGCUAUUUAUAAAAAUGCCUCAGCAGAAUCUGUUUUUGUGUUGACUAUUUUAUGUUGAAUACUUUCUUCCACAACAUGUAUGUGCUGCUUAUUAUUGCAGAUUUGCCCAUGGCAUACUUUUCAUGUUUUAAUUUUUUUUAUUCCAGCAAAACAAACAUUGAGCCUCUAAAAAUAGAUAAAGUAUAAAGUAGUACGGCUGUUGCAAAGAUAUUUUUAAGUGCUUUCAAAUCUGAGACUUGGCUUGGUUUCUGAAUGAGUUUCUAGUGUUUAAAUAAAGUAUUUUGUAAUUAGCACUCCUCCAAAGGCCUGGGAAAGAAAAAUCCUGUCCAAAAAUCUGGUUUUAUUUAGAGUGCCAGGAAGUCAAAGAGCACCAGGACCAUCUAGGCAAUUAAUGGUGGCAAAAAUAGACACAUGUUUUGCAAGUUUUCCCAGGAAAAUCUGCUAAGGGCAGCAUUUGUUAACCUAAUUGCCAGUACUCCCACUCCUAUAGACUGGCUGCUUUUACAGUGGGGAAAGUAAAUCUAUAUUUGUUUAGUUAAUUUGAAAAGAUCCCUAAGCCCAGGUUGUAUCACUGAUGAAAAGUUAAAAAUUUAUUAAUUUGAUUGUAUAUUUUUAUUAUAAACUGCUAAACAUUGUAAUGGUUGAAGACUUUCAAGUGUUUGCUAUACAGUGGCUAGACGUCAGUUAUCUCCUAUAUGUUGACACCCUGGGACUUGUUUCCAGUUUAUUUCUAAUAAGAUAAUAUCUCACAUCAUCUAUAUAGUGUGAUACAAGCCAUGUCAACUCCCAACCCCAGAUACAGCACAUUCCAAUUCCCAACCACUGAAGAAAAGGGGUUAUUUGUUGUUGUAGCUGUUGUUGCCAUUGUUGUCAUUUAACUGUUUGAUUUAAGCUCAAUCCCAUAUCCUUUGUACAAAUACCAUUUGUGAGAAAACCAUAUUGUAUCUGUUUUAAUAAUACUGUGCAGAAACACACCUCCUUACCAUCUCUUGUGUUUUCUUUGCCCUUUUGGAAUGAAUCUCAGAUGACAUGAUGGCAUGGUAAUAUUAGUAAACUGUUUUUCCUUUGAUUAUUCUGUUAAUUUUUAUGUAAGUUGUGAUAACAAAAUAAAAACCUUGAAUUGGUCAAAAACAUCUUUUCUAAUCUUCCAUUGAAGAGUCUUAGAUAAAUUCCCCCAUUGGUUCUGUUGUUCCACUAGACCUUAUAUAGCCAUAAAGAUACAGCCAAGAAAUAUCAGAAUUCACCAUUGUAAAAUUAGAUAUUAACUUGUUAUUUGAAAGAAAAAUUUCAGAGCUCUGGGGGGGGCAAGAAUUGGAGAUGCACAUGCUCUAGGAUUUCUACCAGCUUUCAGAGUUGAAUGUUGAUGCUCAUCAUCUUUGACAUUUAAUAUUGAUAACUCUUAACCAGUUCUACUGUUACAAGAGAGAAAGAACUGCAAGAUCCAGGCUCUGUCUACCUUCCAUCUUCUCCAAGGAAGUUAAAGAAUCUGCAGAGCUUUAGAGAUGCAAAAGUAAAAUCAGUCUUGAAUUACAAGAGAGAGAGAGAGAGACUAUAUGUGUGUGUGUGUGUGUGUGUGUAUACAUAUACAUAUACAUAUUAUUUUUUCUAAUUCCACACUGCUUUUUACUAAGGGAAAUUCUAAUUUGCUCUCAGAAAUAUCUGAUUAGAGUUAAACCAGGCAGCUGGAGGAUUUUUUACAGCUUUGAAGCUCAAAUAACUUUGUAUAUGAUGGGAAUAACUAAACAAUGUUUGAAAAAUUAAGUGCCUCAGCCUUAUAGUUUAUGUGUGUCCAUCCUCAGAAUCUUUCUUACUGGAAUACUGUGUAUUUUCUUUCAGUAUUUAUAUUUAUACUAUUUUUGGGCUUUGUAUGAUUGAGCUUUGUAUUUUGUGAUAGACAUUAAAUAGUGUGUGCACAAUUUA